UAUCUAGUUGUGUGCGUCUCCGGUCUCUGUCUAGGGUCUCACUGGACGCGCAUGCGAGAAACUACACCGUGUAUUUAGUUGUGUGUUCUCUAUCUGUCAUGGAUUCUUAUAAUCGUCCGCGAGCGUACAUACGUGGUAAUUUAACAAUUAUCCACGUAAUUAAUACCAUUUAUAAAUUUAUUUAAUUUUGUUUUAUAAUAUUAAUAUUAAUAAGUUGCGUGUUGUAAAUUUAAAUGGCGGUGUUAGUUGUGUUUGUCAUAUUUAUCAAGUGUUAAAAAAUAAUAAUGAUAAUAAUUAAUUUUUAAUUAUCAUUAUUGUUGUUAUUCAAAUAAUUCAUUUAUUUAUUAAAUAAAUAAAUAUUUUAAAACUCAACAAAAAUGAAUGACAGCUCGAGCAGCGGGAGGAAAAAAUUCAUGGAGAAGGUGGGAAAUAAAAAUAAACAUUAAUCAACAAGGUCUUGGUAAAGAUCGGUGGAGUUUAAUCAGUGCGUGACCCAGGGCAAUAGGAAAACAAGGGCAUUUAUUAUUGGUAUUGGACGGAAGGAAAGCACAGGCAACCGGACAAUACAAAAGGAUAUGAGGCAAGUGGUGGUACUUGAGCCGGCUGGCAGUGUUCUGGUCAUAAGGCAAACAUCAUUGGGUCCAAGUGCCGUGACGAGUGUUACGACAACAACCAACAAUACUUCCAUUGGUGGCUGCGUUACUGCUGCCAACCAUCAUCAUCAUCAGCAUCACAAUGCCCAUGACAACCACCAUACCGUUGUGUCCAACAAUGUCACAACAGUAUCCAAUGACCACAAUCAAAAUCGCAUCGUCGUUGUUCGUUCAUCUUCGGCUUCCUGUAUGACCACUGGAGAGAAUGGAAUUCUAGUCAACGGAAAUCUUAAUAACAAUGGAAACAUCGUUCUGAAUGGAAACAGUGUAAUAAAUGCAACAAAAUCAUCGGAUAUUGGAUCAAAUGUUAAGUCGAGUGAUCGUGGCGAUCAUCGAAAAGUUCUCGAUACGGUUUCUGUUGGUGGUAAUGGCGAUGUCAAUACGGGAAAUCGACAAAAAUCAACCAAAGAGAUAACUAUCCAUGAACAGCAACAGCAAAAGUCACAGUCUCAACAGCAAACCCACCAGCUGGGAGCCACUGGAGGAGGUGGAACUGGAGCUGCCGGUGGUACUGACGGGAAAACCGAUGGCGCGGAUACCAUUUCCGACGGGGAUCCAAUAAAGCUACCGGAAAACUUGGAGACACUACCACGUGCCGAGCACUUUCCAACCCAGAGGCACCGAUGGAACACCAACGAGGAAAUAGCUGCGAUCCUUAUCAGCUUCCAAAGACACGCGGAGUGGCAAAGUCGGGAGGUCAAGGUCCGCCCACGAAGUGGCUCUAUGUUGCUUUAUUCACGUAAGAAAGUUCGCUAUCGGCGUGAUGGAUACUGCUGGAAGAAACGUAAAGACGGCAAGACUACACGUGAAGAUCACAUGAAAUUAAAGGUCCAAGGAGUGGAAUGUAUAUACGGUUGUUAUGUACACUCGGCAAUUUUGCCGACAUUUCAUCGUCGUUGUUACUGGCUACUUCAAAAUCCUGACGUCGUACUGGUACAUUAUUUAAACGUACCCUAUCCAGACGGUGACGCUAAAUUGGCAGCACUACCGCCGUGCCUUGCAUUACCACCAGACAAAAAAGAAUGGACACGUGACGAAUUGGCCUCGCAAUUGAGGCCCAUGUUUUUGGGCAGCGAUGAUGAUCCCAACAAUCCACAUCUAUCGCAGCAUAAUAACCACCCAGUUGAUAUGAUUGUAACUCAAUUACUGGACAGACAGCGUGCAUCAACGACCACGUCAACGACUGGAGCACAAUUGGCUCCUCGACGAUUAACACCAGACAAUCAGGGCCAUUGUUUUACAAGUAGAAAUUUUAAAACAAAGGAUGAGAUGUCGCUGUUGACCUUGCUGCAGGUAACCUCGACGACUGGAGGCCAGCAGCCCUCGUCAACGGCGUCAACAGCGCCUCGCAUAUACUCAAGACAUUCCCACUCGACCCAGAGUCAACAGCCAGCACCUCUAGUUUUAAGUCUCCAACAAAUACAGGGUGGCGGUGGACUUUUGAUACUCAACAGCCAGCCAUAUCAUCAACAGCCACAGCAACCGCAGCAGCAGCAGACUCAGCAAUCUCAGCAGGUUGAAAUGCAGACAGUCAGCGAACAGAAUUUGGUACAGCAACAGCAGACGAGUGUUGAUCGCGAGCAGCAGACACAGCAGCAGGAUUUGGAUACCAAAGACUCGAUUGAGCUCACAACACAUCAGACAAUCAGUGCGUCUGGCAACAGCGGCAUGACGGACUUCGUCGAGACCCUGGACUUGAGUCAGGAAGACAUUCAGCGAACGCUUUCAGCAAAUAUGAUACCUCCUUCCCCAUCUCCGUCGCCAGCUGACAAUCAUAUCAUCAAUCCCAUGGACUUUAUCGACUCUUCUGAUGAUGUACUCGUAAAUCUUGAUGCUUUCGAUGUAUUCGGCGAUCUUCCUGAGCUCCAUGAUUUUGAGACUGAGCAUAAGGCAGAAGUGGACAGAACCGGUUCACAAUCUGACAGUGCUUGUCAUCCUGGAGCUACCGUCCAUAUUGCCGAGUAUAGUCCCGAAUGGAGUUACACCGAAGGUGGAGUCAAGGUACUUGUAGCUGGACCGUGGACAGGUGGUAGUGGUUCACAAUCGUAUUCCGUUCUAUUUGACGCUGAGCCAGUUGAAGCGUGUCUGGUACAGCCGGGUGUAUUACGUUGUCGUUGUCCAGCUCACGCCCCCGGUAUCGCCUCACUACAAGUGGCUUGUGAUGGAUUUGUCGUGUCUGACAGCGUUGCAUUUGAAUAUCGACGUGCGCCCACAACAGAGCCAAGUCCAGAAAAGGCAUUACUAGAUCGAUUGGCGGACGUCGAAUCACGUUUACAAGGACCAGGUCCACCCUCGCCCGCAGUACAUCUCGAAGAGCGUCUCGUUACUUACUGUCAGGACGCAGUUGUCCGUCCAUGGCGAGCUGGUGCCGAACCUCUGCAAUCCGGUGGACCAACUCUACUACAUCUUGCUGCCGGUUUAGGUUAUUCGCGUUUAGCUUGUGCUCUUCUUCACUGGCGGUCAGAAAAUCCUAGCAGUGUUUUAGAUGCAGAGGUCGACGCUUUGAGACAAGACGCUGCAGGCUUAACACCUCUUGCUUGGGCCUGUGCCGCUGGACAUGCUGAUACUGCACGUAUUCUUUAUCGGUGGAACGCGAUGGCUCUACGCGUGAGAGAUUGUCAGAACCGAAGUGCAACAGAUCUGGCUACAGAGAAUGGUCAUACGGAUAUUGCCAAGGAGUUGAAUCGAUUGGAAGCAAGGAGACAAGAUGAGAGGCUCUUCUUACGACCGGCAAGUCCUAGCCCGAGACGUCCCUCACAAGACAGCGGUCUCGAUUUAACCUUGUGUGCUUCUCCGCUACUGGACAGGAUGGAAUUAUUGCAAGAGGAUGAUUCGUCUUUAGGCUUGGACCAUCAAGGAAUGGAGAGUACUCCAAGCUCCCAAUCGUCUGUAGGGGAGGAAGACGUGCGGGUGCUGACGUUGGCCGAACAAAUAAUUGCCGCGCUACCAGAGAGAAUAAAGAGAGAGGGUGAUCCUUCGUCCCCCUCGCUGCCACCCUCGCCGCCAUCCUCAUUGACCCCGCUCGAGGAUGCUUUUAUGGAGCAAAUGCCACUCGACUCCGGCGAGCUUUUCGAUUCAUAUCGCGAGUGCGGUGGCGCGGCAUCAGUAUCCGACGUCGACGCGGAAGCAAGUCCGUCCAGUCCAUCUAGCAGCUGCUUAACACCCGACUCACCCUCGCCCCCGCCCACGACCGCCGACUUCUGCGAGUUCCUCCAGCUGCAGCUCCAACUGGAUGGCGGCAGCCACAGCCAUAGUCAUCAGCAUCACCAUUCCCAUCAUCACCAUAAUCUCAAUCAUCACAGUCAGUACAAUGAUUACAAUGGUAACUGCGGUAACGAGCGAAUCACCGACGGCGAAGCUGACCUGAGUCGUCUGACUCUGUCCGAUCGCGAGCAACGUGAGCUUUAUCACGCUGCCCGUAUGAUCCAAAAGGCUUAUCGCAAUUACAAGGGCCGUCAACGUCAAGAGGAAGCCGAACGACAUGCUGCUGUACUUAUACAGCAGUACUACCGCCGACAUAAACAGUACGCUUAUUACAGACAAGCCACCAAAGCCGCACUGGUGAUUCAAAGCAACUAUCGUAGUUACCGUGCUCGUCCCGGAUCCACAAGCACACGACAGCAAUCUGUUCACCAGCAAGCUGCUCAUCAGGCUGCUAGGAAAAUUCAACAGUUUAUGCGACAAUCCAAGAUCAAACUUCAGAACGCACGGGCCGCCGCAAACGCGAGCGGGAGGCAGCCAGUGGGCAUUUCACGGGCGGUUGCUGCCCCCCAAAGCUCGCACUCAUCUAGCCCAGGGGCCAGCCUAGCAGCCGGGAACCAAGAGGCAGCAUAACAGCUACCAGUUCAACAAAUUCACAAACUUGUUCUGCGACAACUAAAACUUCAACUCGUACAACUGACUGUCCAACUGAAUUCAGUGGCAAUCAUUCUCCUUCCAAGCAUCAUAAAGCUUAAAGCAAUUAUAUUUAAAAUUUAACUUUUAAAUAACAAAAAGAAAUAAAUAAAUACUUAAUUACUUAAAUAAAUAAAUAAUAUAACAGCUGGUUAAUGACAAGAGCAAUUUUAAAAAUUAAUUAAAUAAAUAAAUAAAUAAUUCCAUUUAUGGGAUUGCUUUAUUUUAACCGUCCCACGUCUCUCUGAGACGGUAAUUGCCGGUUUUUAAUUACGGAUAGCCUCUAUUUAUAUUUAUUGUACAUUAUUUUGUUAAUUUAUUUAAUUAUUACUAUUAUUUAUUAACACUAUAAAAAAUUUACUGAGUGAAUGCGCUGCAGUCGAUUAAUUUUCGGUAGCAGCUCUCAAAAAAAAAUCGGUGGCAGCUACUGAAAUAACUCGUGGCAGCUACCGAAAAUUAGUCGUCUACAGCUACUGAAAAUUAAUCAAUAGUUGCUAUUGAUUAAUUUUUGGUAACAGCUACCGAAAAUUAAUCGGUAGCAGCAACCAAAUAAAAAUCGAUAGCAGCUACCAACAUAAUCGGUGGCAGCUACUCUAAUAAUUAGUGGCAGCUACUGAUCAUUUGUUUUUUGUGUACCCCACGAAGGGAAAUUUUGAAAAAUAUUAAGGACAGGCCUUAAUUAUAAAAAAAACAGAAAUUAAAAUCCGCAUUCACUCCUAAUUUUUUAUUGUGUACAUUUAUUAUUAAAUAAAUGAAUAAAUAAACGCUUGGGUGCUUGUAAAUAAUUAAUAGUCUUCUUAAAAUAUUUCAAAUCUGCUUUAAAUAAAUAACAAAAAUAAUAAUAAUGAAUAGUUACCAAUUAUUUAUAAUAAAUUAUUUACUUAUAUUUGGCACUGCCUCUUAAUAAAUUUAUUAUUUAUAAUUAAUAAAUUUGGUUAAUUACGUUUGUAAAUAAUUUAUUUCAAUUAUGUAAUGAUACAUAUCAUUUAUUAAUUGUAUCAUAAUUUGUUGUUAAAGCAUUAUUUAUUAUUAAAUUGUUAAUAAUUGCGUCGAGACUGAGAGUAAUGAGAGGUAUCCACCGGCAUUAAAAUAAAAAAUAAAAAAAAAAAAAAAAACAUAUAUUAAAAUUUUAAAAAUAAAAUAAAAUAAAAUUUCGAGACUGAAUUGUAUUGUGAGUAUUAACUCUCGGUGUAUACAAAAAAAUAAUAAUAAUUAUUAUUUAAAUAAAAAAUUAAAUGCGAUUGUUUAA
Messenger RNA from Microplitis demolitor, 5796 nucleotides. RefSeq names its product calmodulin-binding transcription activator 2 (gene Camta). Gene Ontology annotation, molecular function: protein binding; transcription coregulator activity; double-stranded DNA binding. Bases 576 to 4487 code for a protein of 1303 amino acids. NCBI's taxonomy places the organism in Eukaryota, Metazoa, Arthropoda, Insecta, Hymenoptera, Braconidae. Gene Ontology annotation, biological process: regulation of transcription by RNA polymerase II. The record is from RefSeq and is a predicted model, not a curated record. The transcript has 15 exons. Gene Ontology annotation, cellular component: nucleus.